GAAGAAGAGGUUCCCCGUUAAACCUCGUGAAGCGGGAACUGACAGCAAGCAUGGAACGGGAUCUCAGUGACCUGCCGUCUCCGGUGGUCCGAGAUGAUGAGGUGACAGUGGCGGCGCGCCGGAGGAGGAAGAAAGUGGCCUUCCCGUCACCUGGCAGCGGCAGACCCACUGUCGCCAUGGCAACCCCUGCCCGAUCCCUGAGAAAUACCCCCGCCUCACUAUACAGACAGGCCGUAACUCCACGGAUUCAGGAUGUUUCCUCCAUUUUGGCUCCAGGAGGUCGAACACCUCGAUUCGUUCACACACCCAGAAACACACUUGGCAGUUUGAACUUGGAUGACAGUGACUGGACCACAUCUCCUGUUUCCGGUUUGGAGAACACCAGCUUCUUCCGCGACGACACAACCAACCUGAGCUCAGCCCUGCUGAAGGAGGACGACCCAGGAGAGUCCUCCGCCGCCAGUCUUUUCCCAGAAUUCCUUGGGUCCUUCCUGAAGCACUCGUCAUCUGCAGUGUUUGACCUGCUGGAGGAUUAUCAGGCUCUCUGUCAAGACAAGGUGGACGUUCUCCAGUCGGUGGUUCUCAGAGCCGGUCAGAGCAGUCGAACCGCUGGAGUUUGUUGGCUUCUGCAGCAGGAGAACAGCACCUGGAGACUCGUCGCCUCCCUCUACAGGGACCGGGUCCAGUCGGCGCUGGAGGACGACCUCAUGGUGGACGCGGUGGUUCCCAGUGAGAGCGAGAAGGUGGUGGUGGAGCAGCUUUUCCAGAGGGACUCCGUUAUCCGACAGAGUCAGCUGGUUGUUGAUUGGCUGGAGAGCAUCGCCAAGGACCAGAUUGGGAAUUUCUCUGACAAUAUCGAGUACUACGCCAAAAACGUGUGCUGGGAGAACACACUCAACGCACUGAUGAUGAGGAGGAAGAGCGGCACCACCUUCACCGUUCCUCUGGUCACUGAGCUGGACCCAGACGCUCCUCUCAGACAGCAGCGGCCUCUCGCUGACCUGGACCGAGAGGACGACGCCCGGCUGCUGAAGAACCUGUUCACGCUGAUCCGAGCCGGGAUGAUCGACGAGGCUCAGAGGCUGUGCAAACGCUGUGGUCAGUCCUGGAGAGCAGCCACUCUGGAAGGAUGGAAACUGUACCAUGACCCCAACAUGACCUCAGGAAGCCUGGAGCUGCAGCCAGUGGAAGGAAACCCUCAGAGGGGCAUCUGGAAGGUCUGCUGCUGGAGGAUGGCUGAGGAGGAGCAGCUCAACAGAUACGAGAGAGCCAUCUACGGCAGCCUCAGCGGAAACCUCAAACCGCUGCUGGCAGUGUGUGAGUCGUGGGAGGACAGUGUGUGGGCGUACUUCAGAGUGAUGGUGGACUCUCUGGUGGAGAAGGAGCUGAUGUCUUCAGGGAUGGCUCACCAGGAGGUGGAGACGCUGCCUCGAGAAUACCUGGAGGCAAAUUGGACCAUGGAGACGGUGUUUGAGGAGCUCCAGGCUUCAGAGUCGAAGAAAGUGUUAGAGGAGGCCAAGGAGCAUUACCACGUCAUCCAGAGGUUUGUCGUCCUGGGAGAUCUCGAUGGUUUGUUGGAGGAGUUUUCUGAUUGGCUGACGGACUCUAAGCCCCUCCCCUCCCACCUGCUGCGUUUCAUGACCCACCUGGUGCUGUUCUUCCGCUCUCUGGGCUUGGCGCUGAAGGAGGAGGUGUGUGUGGACGUGGUGAAGGCCUACGUCUCCCUGCUGAUCCGGGACCAGCAGACUGACCUCGUGGCGAGCUACGUGGGCCAGCUCCCCUCGGAGCUCGCCACCGCUCAGUAUGCCGCCUUCUUGGAGACCGUCAGUCAGCCGGAGCUCCGCCCACACUGCCUGCAGCUCGCCACCGAAGCCGGCUUGGAUGUUUCUGCCAUCACUAAGCUGGUGGUGGAGACGGUGCGAGAGAGAGACGAGAGCCAGUUCAUGCACCACAGCCAGACGCUGGAAACAGGAACCACAAAGGAGGACCAGGGGAAGAUCGACAUCAUCGACUGGCUGCUGUUUGACCCCGCCCACCGAGCCGAGGCCCUGAAGCAGUCCAACGCCAUCAUGAGGAAGUUUCUGGCUCUGCAGAAACACGACGCAGCCAAGGCGGUUUUCUCUAAAGUCCCCGAGGACUCCAUGAGGGCGAUUUACUGCCAGUGGUCCAGCGUGGGGCAGACCGCCCCCCUGCCUGCGGAGGACGAGAACGCCAUCAGGGAGCACCUGUGCAUCAGAGCCUACCUGGAAGCCCACGAGGCGUUCACUGACUGGUUCAGCCACAGCAGCUCUGCUCCUCAAAAACCGGCGCCGGUCUCUGAGGCCAAAUUCACUGAGCGGGUGGCCAAUGAGAUGAGAGAGAAGGAGUACCAGACGGCGCUGUCGGCCUGGUCGUCCCGCCUGGACGCCCUGACCGAAGACGUGAAGGAGCGGAUCUACAACGUGCUGCUGUUCGUGGACGGAGGCUGGAUGGUGGACAGCAGACAGGACUGUGAGCAAGACUGCGAGCGCAGCUUCCAGAUGAAGUCGCUGCGCUCUCUGUGUCUGCCUCGACUCAGCUUCCUGCUGCUCAGCGUGCUGCAGAGCUCCAGCCGCCACCAGGAGGCGCUGCGACUGGCCGACAUCCUGUCUUCAGACCAGCACCACCUCUACCAGGUCUUCUCUAAAGACGAGCUGAGGCGACUCCUGCAGAAGUUGAGGGAAUCAUCUGUGGCUCUGCUGGACCGAGGCCUCGACCCGCUGGGAUACGAGUUGCAGCCAUGAACACACACAUACACACACACACUCGUCUUUUUUCUGUUUAUUUGCUAAAUAAAAGAAUUUCCAUCAGG
Salarias fasciatus (jewelled blenny) is the source of this 2830-nucleotide messenger RNA. It is a transcript of the gene nup107, whose product is annotated as nucleoporin 107. Gene Ontology annotation, biological process: protein import into nucleus; post-transcriptional tethering of RNA polymerase II gene DNA at nuclear periphery; mRNA export from nucleus. The coding region runs from base 51 to 2762 and encodes 903 amino acids. The transcript has 27 exons. Gene Ontology annotation, molecular function: structural constituent of nuclear pore. NCBI's taxonomy places the organism in Eukaryota, Metazoa, Chordata, Actinopteri, Blenniiformes, Blenniidae. The record is from RefSeq and is a predicted model, not a curated record. Gene Ontology annotation, cellular component: nuclear pore outer ring; nuclear pore.